AUGGCAACCACAGUAUCCGAAGUCCGCCGCGGCGACUUUAUCUACCACGACGCCCUCUUCGUCGACCUCGGCAGCGGUAAACGCCACCCACGCGCCGGCGAGUCUGAACUCCGCGCCUUGCUUCUCCCCUCAAAGACCAAGAACAGCGGCUCCUCCUCAGCAGUUCCGAUUAAGGAUCAGGUUGCUCACUGGUACGAGGCGCAACUGCUACACUAUGGCUUGCCACGGACUCAGGACAAGAACUCGGCCAAGCUGCGGCUGACUCAGGCGUUGCAUGGUGGGGGGUUGAGCGUUCCAGCAGAGGUGAGGGUCAUGGAGGCGGCGAUGAAGAAGGAUUAUGCGUCGGUAAUGAGGAAGGUGACGAAGGUUGAAAAGGAGAAGGGCCAGGCUGAUGUGAUCGUGAAGGGGAAGAAGCGGAAGCUGGAGGAGGAGGAUGACAACGAUGCUGGGACUGCGGUACCUCACGGAAAGAUCAGGGUUACUGUUGAUGUCGAUCUUGGUCUGGCUGGGCACGAGUUUGAGAGACCGAAGACGAAGGCGACGGCGACGGCGACGGCGAAGAAGAUGAAGGGCGAACCUGCAUCAAGACCUGCGGCAAAGACUACAACGACCCAGAAAGCAGAGACCGAUGGUACUCGUGCUUAUGGCUCCUCGGUUGUAGGUAGAGGUAGGAAGGGGACCGCUGCGGCUCCUUUGUCAACCGCAACUGCCUCGACAUCGACGACAAAGCCACGAGCCAAGCAAACUGGUCGACGCAGCGCUCCCUUCAUGGGCCACACUCCAAGCUACCGCCAGAGGGAGGACGCCUCGCCUCAGAAGGUGCAAAGCUAUCCGCCCACAUAUUUCCAUGAUCAAAACUCGGAGUGCGACCUGGACGACAGCCCACCUCCAUACGACUCCCACGACUUCUCCCGGGCCAGCGCCCCCUCCUCAGGCCACAAACAAGCACAGAGAGGCGGCACAGUCCAAAUCUCUGGCCACUACGACAUUACAGCCACCACACCCGAUUCCUACGUCACUUUCAAUCCCAGUUUCGUCCUCGUCGUCGACAAGCCCAAUCAGCAGCUGUGGGGAUCCAUGACCAUACUGGGCAAGAUGCGCUGCAUGCUCUUCGCCGAUAGCAUCAGCAGCAUGCUGGACGCCACCGGAUCAUUCUCCUGGCGAGCUGAGGACUACGAGACCGGCCAGUACAUGUUCCGGAUGGAAUUGAGCGGUCAGUUGGAGUUCGACCAGGCGGGUGGCGUGAAGGGAAGAUUCUUUGGGUUGCUCGACGGCGAGGACGUCGUGAUCCAAGGUGACUUGACGCACGGGUACGGGAUGCCGGGCGUGGACGAGUUGAAGGCGGAGUGGGCGGCCAUUCCAAGACGGGCUUAUGGGAGGGGUUGA
Messenger RNA from Cyphellophora europaea CBS 101466, 1386 nucleotides. RefSeq lists its product as uncharacterized. The transcript has a single exon. The record is from RefSeq and is a predicted model, not a curated record. The coding region runs from base 1 to 1386 and encodes 461 amino acids. Lineage: Eukaryota; Fungi; Ascomycota; Eurotiomycetes; Chaetothyriales; Cyphellophoraceae.